This is a messenger RNA of Asparagus officinalis (garden asparagus), 1292 nucleotides long. RefSeq lists its product as uncharacterized. The record is from RefSeq and is a predicted model, not a curated record. The transcript has 5 exons. The coding region runs from base 68 to 391 and encodes 107 amino acids. NCBI's taxonomy places the organism in Eukaryota, Viridiplantae, Streptophyta, Magnoliopsida, Asparagales, Asparagaceae.
GGUUUACCAUGAGGCAGAAGAUUACGAGCACCAGACUCCUCCCCCUAAGAAUCGAAAAUCAAGAAGAAUGACGAUCGACAUCUCCAUCAUUGGCCCACGUGGCGUUAGGAAGACAGCGUUGAUUCGUAGAUUUUGUCACCUCGUGGGGGCCAAAUUCCCUAGCUCUAAGCCCCAUCGAGGUCAUCUCUCAACUCGAGUUAAUUUUGAGUUGGAUGAGGUUGGUGUUUCAUUGAACAUAUGGGAUGGGUACAGCAGUGGCUUGGCGUUGGCAAAAGGAGUUCUUCUGCUGUUUGAUCCAUUGGAGGACAAGCCUUUCGGAUGUUUAAGAGGCAGUGAUCAGAAAAAUUCGCACAGGGAAUACUCGUGUCGUCAUUUUGCUAGCCGGUAUUAAAGCCAAUGACAAUAUCGAUACAGUCGGCGGACGUGCGAUCGCGUUUGUUGAUCGUUUCGGGCUGCUGCCUUGCUAUUAUCACACCUCGGCCGAGCAGAUGAUUAACAUAAGACAACCCUUUGAAGAAUUGGUCCGAGGAAUCUUGCACACGUUUAGAUCGCCAGAAUCUUGGUUUACCAUAAAAUUGAAACAAGGGAGCAGGAGGCAAAAUGGUGAUCGACGUCUCCGUCAUUGGCCCACGUGGUGUUGGGAAGACAAAGUUGAAUAUAAAUUUUCUUUAUCGAGUAUAUCUGUAUCCGUAUCCGAAAUGAGUAAGCGGAUAUGGAUAAGGUAAGCUUCAUAUCCGAGCCAUAUCCGGACCGAAUGCACCCCUACAAAGGAGGGACUCUCUACUGGAUAGUGUAUGUGCCAGAAGAACAAGGAGGCUACUGCAGGGCUAUACUUAUGAUCGACAUCAAACAUGAUGUGUUUGAAGUUAUACCCCUCAUACCUGCACUAUUUAAUGGUUGUUCUAUACGUUUGCAUGAAUUAAAGAGGGCGCGUUUGUGUCGUGACAGAUACAGAGAUUAUGAAGAUACGGAUGCUUGAGAAUAGUAACAUUUAAAUGGGUCCGAGUGUUGAGUUUCUGUACAAAAAAAUUGCUUGAGGUGCUACUCAGGUCUUUUUGCAGGAUUACACCAACUUAUCGGCAUUUCAGGUGACAAGAUUCUGCUCGAGUUCUUCGCUGACAGUUCAGUCAGAAUUUGUUGUCAUGAUCUUCAGAAUGAUACCUGCGACGAGAUCUGGUAGGGAACCGGCCGUACUCUUUUCUUUCAUAGGGAAAGUCUUGUUCGUAGCCAAGAAAAUUGAUAGGCGUACAGCUUGAAUAAUGGAAGUUCAAUUUCUCAAACUUUUAAUCGAC